AUGGAGAAGGAUGAACCUGUUGCUGUCACCACAGGUGCGAUGGUCGACGAGACUGCGCCUGGUGAGAAGCUGAAGCAGCUGCGCGACCUCAAGAACCACCACCACUGGGAUCCUAACAUGCCAGAGGAUGUUAUCGAGGAACUCGAUGAGGCUUUGCACACAUCCGACAAGCAUACCCAAGAGGUGGUCGCCGACGAGCUCCUAGAAAACUCCCCUUACCCCGAGGUUCGUUCCGCUGUACCCAACAUUGAUGAGGGUGGAUCUGUCAACACUAUUCGCGCCUGGACGAUUGGUCUUCUAUUUGCGACCAUCGGUUCUGCCCUCAACAUGCUGUUCUCUAUGCGCCAGCCUUACAUUAUCAUCCCGUCAUACAUUGCACAAGUUGUUGCCUACCCAGUGGGAAAGGCAUGGGAAGCAUGGAUGCCCAAUUACACUUUCAACUUCUUUGGCUACAAAGCUGAGCUGAACCCAGGUGUGUUCACCAAGAAAGAACAUACAAUUGCGGUUAUCAUGGCAAACGCCACAUUCGGUGGUGGCGCCGCCUAUGCGACGGAUGUCCUCUUAGCUCAACGUGCUUUCUAUGUCCAAAACUUCGGUUGGGGUUUCGAAAUCCUUAUGUGUAUCUCCACUCAGAUGUUGGGCUUUGGCAUGGCUGGAUUCUUCACCCGCUUCCUGGUACAGCCCUCCGCCAUGAUCUGGCCUUCUACGCUGAUAAAUACCUCACUCUUUGCUGCGCUGCACGAUCGCACCAAACCUGAUCCCAAGAAUGUCGCCGGCUGGAGGAUCGGCAAAUAUCAGAUGUUCCUGUACACCAUGAUUGGCUCUUUCUGUUGGUACUGGUUCCCUGGAUACAUUGCACCCUUUCUGAGUGUCUUUGCCUGGGUCACCUGGAUCAAGCCCCAGAACGUGGUCAUCAAUCAACUGUUUGGUGGAGUGACCGGGCUUUCGCUUAUCCCAAUGACAUUUGAUUGGACUCAGAUCUCUGGGUUCAACUUCAGCCCCCUCAUCGCUCCUUGGUAUGCGAUUUCUAAUACCUUGAUCGGCAUGUUCCUCUGGUUCUGGAUUGUCACCACUGCCAUUCAGUACUCCAAUCUCUUCUACGGUCAGCACCUACCCAUAAGCGGCUCUAACAGUUACGACAACACUGGUAAAGUAUACAAUGUCUCCAAAAUUCUUACUCCAGAUAUCGUUGCUGUGCUCGUGCAGACCGGUCUUUUUUACGGUACGGAUAUUUGGGAUCGAUUCCGUCACGUCGGAAAGGAGGAGGAAGAUAUCCAUGGCCGUCUUAUGAGUCGCUAUGCUACGGUUCCUAUCUGGUGGUACUUGGGCGUGUUUCUGGCGAUGGUCGCAAUUGGCUUUGGUGUUAUCUUGGGCUACCCUACGCACAUGAGCUGGUGGUCCUUCAUAAUUGCCCUUCUCAUUUCCGCUGUUUGGUUUGUUCCUAUCGGCAUCGUCAAGGCUGCCACCAACAUCGACAUCGGCCUUAACGUGAUCACUGAGUUCAUUAUCGGUUACAUGCAGCCUGGUAAACCCAUGGCUAUGAUGCUAUUCAAGACCUACGGUUACAUUACCAUGUACCAGGGAAUGUACUUCACACAGGAUUUGAAAAUUGGUCACUACAUGAAAAUUCCUCCGCGCGUUACUUUCAUGGCCCAGAUGGUCGCUUGCCUGUGGUCAUCCCUCGUCCAAAUCGCCACCAUGAACUGGGCCCUGGGCGCAAUCAAGGACGUGUGCAAGCAGUCCCAGCCCAACCACUUUGUCUGCCCUAAUGGUCGUGUGUUCUUCAACGCCUCCAUUAUCUGGGGCGUGAUCGGACCCGCUCGGAUGUUCUCUGUCGGCCAGCUAUACUCGCCCCUUAUGUUCUUCUUCCUCGCCGGCGCCAUCCUCCCCGUCCUCAUCUACUUCGGUGCCCGUUUCUUCCCCAAGAGCCCCAUCAAGUAUCUCAGUGCUCCUAUCAUCUUCGGUGGCGCCAGUUUGAUUCCUCCCGCUACCCCUCUGAACUAUCUCUCCUGGGGUAUUGUCGGGUUCGUCUUCAACAAGUGGAUUCGUGACCGCUGGCGUGGGUGGUGGAUGCAAUACAACUACGUCCUGUCCGCUGGCCUGGAUGUCGGUCUCGCUCUGUGCACCAUUCUCAUCUUCUUCACCCUCAACCUAACCAAAACCAACUUCCCCGAAUGGUGGGGCACCAGGAUCGCCGCCAACACCCUGGACACGUCUAAUUCCGCCAUUCGGGACCCUGUUCGUACGGGCAAGACCUUUGGUCCUACCACAUGGUAG
Messenger RNA from Penicillium crustosum, 2277 nucleotides. RefSeq names its product small oligopeptide transporter, OPT family (gene optB). Gene Ontology annotation, molecular function: oligopeptide transmembrane transporter activity. The transcript is spliced from 3 exons. Bases 1 to 2277 code for a protein of 758 amino acids. The record is from RefSeq and is a predicted model, not a curated record. NCBI's taxonomy places the organism in Eukaryota, Fungi, Ascomycota, Eurotiomycetes, Eurotiales, Aspergillaceae. Gene Ontology annotation, biological process: transmembrane transport.